AUGUUGAAUCAAAGACAUGCCAUAAACGCCGUGAAGUGUCACCAAAUAGCGAUCGUCAAUGACUUAGUGGUGGACUAUAUAUUGGAUCAUUUGGUCGUAACCGAAGUCUUCACCGAAAGGGAGAGACAAUUCAUACUAAGAAGAGGCGAAGCGUUGGGCGAUGUGUCGGACGUGUCGGUCAGGGAUCGCAUUCUUCGCCUACAAAACGAAACGUUUGUCGAUAUGCUGUUGAAGAAGAUGGAGACCAUUGACCAUACAUUUACUUCAUUCACGUAUAUAUUGUUUAAAGACGAUAACUAUCCGUGGAUUGCGAAGAGAUUGUUGUCAUUGAGAGAUGAAGAGAGACGGAUGGAGGAUAUGAACAAUUGCUUGCAUGACAUGGAUAUUAAUGGUUUUAAUAUAAAAGAGAAUUAUAAAUUGGAUAUCGACGACAAGAAACUGAUCAUUAAAAACAUCAUAAUUAUCGGAGACAUAGAAGAAAGUCAAAUGGCAAACAGGGAGACGAAACUCGAGAUAUUUAUGGCAUCUAUUAAUUGGACGGAAGAGCUGUUGAUUGAAUUGAUAAUCGAGAGAAGUAAUCGCCCGAAAGACCUUUGCAUCGAUUUCUUAAUGUGUAACGGAAUACAAGAAUUGAAUGAAUUCCGACUUAAACGACAGAAAUAUCAUCAAAUUGUGGUCAAACUCCAAGAGUUGGGCGAAGACCUCACAGAUUUGAAGGAAGAUUUUGUUAUCGAAACCAUUUUAAACGGUUAUAAGAGAUCAUUGAUUGAAUUGAAAACACAACAUAUGAAUCGACCCAUUCGUGGAGCCGUCGUCGCGAAAGCCCCACAAAGAAAUGGAGUGAUCGGACGGAUUGCGCACUUGGCAUAUGUCGAGGACCACCAAAUGGCGGCAUAUAUUUCGUGGUUCCUUCGCUAUCACAUGACUUGUAUCGUCACUAAGACUACAGAAUCGGCAGAAACUCUAACCGACACUUUGUGUGUCAUUAAACAGACGCUUCCAUUGGAUUCUAUUCCAGAACACGGCUUACAUUCACCACAACUUCCAUCAAAUCCAUCCAUUUCUGUAGUAUUUGCCAAAAAU
Molecule: messenger RNA, 1083 nt
Organism: Medioppia subpectinata
Lineage: Eukaryota; Metazoa; Arthropoda; Arachnida; Sarcoptiformes; Oppiidae
Source: the annotation of a GenBank genome assembly